Hydractinia symbiolongicarpus is the source of this 2757-nucleotide messenger RNA. RefSeq names its product filamin-A-like. The transcript is spliced from 5 exons. Bases 535 to 2379 code for a protein of 614 amino acids. The record is from RefSeq and is a predicted model, not a curated record. Gene Ontology annotation, molecular function: actin filament binding. Lineage: Eukaryota; Metazoa; Cnidaria; Hydrozoa; Anthoathecata; Hydractiniidae. Gene Ontology annotation, biological process: actin cytoskeleton organization.
GAUCAAGGAUGAUGUGCUAUUUUCAACGUAUAAAAAACAUACUAGUUACAAGAGAGAGACUGAACAGACGUUUAAUAAAGAGGGGGGGUUGGUACUCAAGGUAGUCCUGUGUCUUUUGAUAGGUAGAAAGUUUCUUUUAGAAUUGGUUCUUAGGUACACAAGAGAGAGGUAUACCAAGCUGUAUUGUGACUAUCCACUUGCGAAUUUAAAACGCGUUAAUUAACAGGCAUGUGCUUAGAUUAAUAUAAGAUAGCUUGAUAUUCAACACCCUCAUCGCAGUUUUGUUGUUUAUAUAAACAUGUUAUAAUCAUAGUUUCAUAAUAACCACCCUGGUAGAGAGUCGCGUUAAUUACUAUUAACCGAUAGUUUAGUGAACGUGAUUAGAAGGAUAGGCUGCAACACGGAUCAAAAUUCCACAAAUAAUAAUUUUUAUCAAUGUUAUAUAAAGUUACGGAGGGAGAGGCACAAAAAAAUGAGAAAAGACAAAAUAGGAACGAACUUUGGUAAAAACAUCUUACAAGGUCUGAUGUUACCAUGGUGAUUCGGGAAACAAUAUCAGAAGAGCACAGUAUGGAUGAAACAUCUACGUCAGAGGUGGAAAGCAAUCCUGAGCUUGUGGUUGCUAAAGGAUAUGGUUUGUCAACAGGGUUGGCUGGUCAACCAAAUAUAUUCUCACUUGACGCCAGGCAGGCUGGGUACGGUGAUUUCGAUGUGGUCAUCAAGGGCGUAUCACGUGCUUCGAUUGAGUACUUAGAAGAAGACGAAGCACUGUAUAAAAUUAAAUAUUAUGUUUCCUUGCCUGGUGAUUAUCAGAUUGAAAUAAAAUACGACCUGCAACAUAUACCAGGUAGUCCUUUCGCUUCAACUGUGUUGGACCCUAACGCAAGUGAAGAAAAUCGAAGCAGGGGGGAUAGCGAGUCAAAUGCAACAACAAGUGUUGACUCGAUUUCCACAAACGAAGCGAGCGAAGACGAAUACACAACCAACUGUCAAACUCUCCCAAUUUUGGCAAAAGUUUUGAGCCCUAGUGGCAAAUCGUUUAUUGGUGACGUCAUACGUAAAAGAAAUGGGAAAAUAUCAGUCAAAUUUCCGCGUGAAGAAACCGGCACGUACGUUGUUACCAUGGUACAGAAAGCAAGUGGAGAAACAUUGCCUGGUUCACCAUACAAAGUCGAUGUAGCUGCGCAAAAAAUAGAUACCAAUAUGGUAGCCAGUGGUGUGGGGCUUAAACAAGCUUGCAUAGGCGACACAAACUGCUUCACUAUUCUCUCUACAAAAGGAAUGAACGUUAACAAUCUGUGUAUAGGUGUACUCGGCCAAUCCGAUAUGAAAUUGAAAGUUUUUCAGAAUGAUUCUGAUUCGGUUGACAUUAUAUAUGAUGUAAAACAUGUAGGGAUGUAUAUCUUUCAUGUUCAUGAGAAUGGUUUGGAUAUACCUGGAAGUCCGUUCGAAGUACGGGCAGUUCAUGGAGCUAAUUCUGAGCAUAAUAACAAGAAAAACGAGAAAAGUAUGUUAACUACAUUAACACUGACUUUGUGGCACGGCUACGAUGCUUUUGGAUGUAACGCUAGAACAGAGCUAAAAGACACAACUGGAGGCUACUUAGCUCAUUCUGUCGUACGUCGUGGGCGACAUUUGCUCGAAAUUCGAUUUUUACCAAACAAGAAUGACGAAUUUACAAUGUCAAUAAAUUUCUCAGAACUUCUCCGCUCUUCACAAAUCUUUAAAAUAAAGGUGACAAACUUCCCUAUUGGAAAAGAAAUUUUUAAAGUAAGUGGUGACGGGCUACAUACAGCUUUCGUUAACAUUCCUGCAAGUGUCUACUUAGAUACGCUGCUACCGAUAUCCAGAUCGUUUACCGUCGAAUUUGACGGGCCGGAUAAAGUCGACAUUACUCAAAACCGUACCAAUGAUGGUAAAUUUGUAAUAAAAUAUGCCGGAAAACGCCCCGGUCGUUACAUUAUGUCGUUAAAAUACGACGGUUUCCAUGUUGGCGGAAGUCCAUUUCACGUAAAUUUAAAAGACCUCAACAGGAACAGUAAACUUUUAGCGUUGACACAAGACGACGGAAACGCAAUAGAUAGCAAUCCCAAAUCAUGUCAUGCUUUUGGCAGCGGUCUAUCCGACGCGAUUUGCGGGCAGCCAAGUAACUUUACCGUUGACGCGCUAAAAGCUGGAAGCGGGGCUCUAAUGGCGGGGUUUGACGACACAACUGCGCUGUCCGAAAUUGUAUGCAAACAUAUGGGCAAUUGUGUGUAUGAUGUGCAGUACAGAUUAGAUGAACCUGGUACGUACAAACUGUCUGUGUUAUGGGCUGGUGCGGACAUUAGUGGAAGCCCAUUUACUGUCGUCGUCAAAGACGAAAACAAUAAUAUGUGAAGUGCUUAUAAACAACAUAGAAAAUCUUUUGACUCGUUUAGUUCUGUCAUACUUACCUCCUUGAUCGUAAUUACCUUAAUAUCGGCCGCUUUUUGUAAAACGGCUCAGGGGUCACAAGUACGGUACACAAGACCCUGGGGACGAGGAUGGUUGCGAGCGAUGAAAACACAGUUGUUAUUUUAAAGCUUAUUUUUUAAAUUAAAAUCGAAAAUACAUCUAAAAACAGGAUCAAUUUUUGAUGUUGUGAAUUACUUUUUGAUUAAAAGAUCUAUACCCUGUGAGGAUUGGUUUUAAGAGCACCCAAAUGAAAAAAUUGGCCGAUGGUAGUUCUGUUCCCUUUUAAAAAAGCAAAAAAGUGUCCAUAUAUAAAUCUAACCU